Messenger RNA from Lepidothrix coronata (blue-crowned manakin), 1544 nucleotides. It is a transcript of the gene DRD2, whose product is annotated as dopamine receptor D2. The transcript has 9 exons. Gene Ontology annotation, molecular function: G protein-coupled receptor activity; dopamine neurotransmitter receptor activity, coupled via Gi/Go. Bases 170 to 1510 code for a protein of 446 amino acids. NCBI's taxonomy places the organism in Eukaryota, Metazoa, Chordata, Aves, Passeriformes, Pipridae. The record is from RefSeq and is a predicted model, not a curated record. Gene Ontology annotation, biological process: adenylate cyclase-activating adrenergic receptor signaling pathway; adenylate cyclase-inhibiting dopamine receptor signaling pathway. Gene Ontology annotation, cellular component: presynaptic membrane; glutamatergic synapse.
GACUCUGCAGGGAAGGAUGCAGUCUGCUGGAAGGCCCUGGAGAGCUUGGGAAAAGCCACGGUGGAGAGUUGUGGCGUUUUGGAUAUAUUUGGCACAGAGUGCUCACACCUCUGCUCGAGGGAUUCGUAUGGCUUGAAGGGCAGAGCCGGAGCCUGGCACUCUGACCUCCAUGGAUCCCCUAAACCUCUCCUGGUACGAGGGUGACAUCGGUGACAGGAACUGGAGCAGGGCCCUGAACGCCUCCCAGGCUGAGCAGAAGCCCCAGUACAACUACUAUGCCAUGCUGCUCACCCUGCUCAUCUUCGUCAUCGUCUUCGGCAACGUGCUGGUGUGCAUGGCCGUGUCCCGGGAGCGAUCCCUGCAGACCACCACCAACUACCUGAUCGUCAGCCUGGCCGUGGCAGACCUGCUGCUGGCCACCCUGGUCAUGCCCUGGGUGGUCUAUCUGGAGGUGGUUGGUGAGUGGAGGUUCAGUCGGAUCCACUGUGAUAUCUUUGUGACCCUGGAUGUCAUGAUGUGCACUGCCAGCAUCCUCAACCUCUGUGCCAUCAGCAUAGACAGGUACACAGCAGUGGCCAUGCCCAUGCUCUACAACACCCGCUACAGCUCCAAGCGCAGGGUCACCCUCAUGAUCGCUGUGGUCUGGGUGCUCUCCUUUGCCAUCUCCUGCCCGCUCCUCUUUGGCCUCAACAACACAGAUGCCAACGAGUGCAUCAUUGCCAACCCUGCCUUCGUGGUGUACUCCUCCAUCGUGUCCUUCUACGUGCCCUUCAUCGUCACCCUGCUGGUCUACGUCCAGAUCUACCUCGUGCUGCGGCGCCGCAGGAAGCGCGUCACCACCAAGCGCAGCAGCCACGUCCUGGACUCGGACACACAGGCCCCCCUGAAGGACAAAUGCACUCAUCCAGAAGACGUCAAGCUCUGCACAGUUAUUGUGAAGUCCAAUGGGAGCUUCCAAGUUAAUAAGCGCAAAGUGGAGGCAGAGAGCCACAUGGAGGAGAUGGAAAUGGAGAUGGUGUCCAGCACCAGCCCCCCCGAGAAAACCACCUUCAAACCCGCAGCACCCAGUAACCGCCAGCUGGUCGUGCCAGUUGCCUCCAACAGGGGCAACAACUCCACCCUGCAGACAUCCCUGAACAGCCCUGGGAGAGUGGAGAAGAAUGGCCAUGCCAAAGAAACCCACCACACAGCCAAGGUCUUCGAGAUCCACUCCCUGCCCAACGGCAAGACGAGGAACUUCCUCAAGGCUGUGACCAGGAGGAAACUGUCCCAGCAGAAGGAGAAAAAGGCCACCCAGAUGCUGGCCAUCGUCCUUGGUGUUUUCAUCAUCUGCUGGCUCCCCUUCUUCAUCACCCACAUCCUGAACAUGCACUGCGAUUGCAGCAUCCCCCCGGCCAUGUACAGCGCCUUCACAUGGCUGGGCUACGUCAACAGCGCUGUCAACCCCAUUAUCUACACCACCUUCAACGUCGAGUUCCGCAAGGCUUUCAUGAAGAUCCUCCACUGCUAAAAGUCAAAAAAAAAAACAAAAAACCAAAACAAAA